CCCGCGUCACCUUGAGGGUUAACAGAAAAGGCGAAAACGCCGUAUUACAAUAAUGUAGUGGGUGUGUUUAAUGAAGAGACUUUAAAGCGGUAACGCUGCUGGGAGUCUGCUCUGAUGCUCGUGAUUAGCGAUUGGGCACUGGAGAAAGCACAACUUUCUGUCUGUGAGCUGCAGUUGCCGCCGGAGAGCGGGAUUGCUGCUGGAGUCCAGCACGACCCCACCCCCCACUCUCUAACAAGGCAGAACCCCCGAAAUCUGAGUGUGUGUGUGUGUGUGUGUGAGAGAGAGAGAGAGAGAGAGAGAGAAAACAGGGGAAGACCGAAGUGAACGUCUGCAAGAUUUGUGGUAGCAGGAAAAAGAUGGUCGGAAGUUUGCUGGCGAUGUAACUCGGCUCUCAAGCGGAGGAAAUGGUCGCUGAUGCUAGCCUGGUGUUGUGAGAGUCUACCCGCCCGCCGCUCGCUGGAAGAACCGAGACUGACUGACAAAUUGGAGUUGCCUAAAGCAAUUUUAAAUUCGCUACUCGUUUCUUUUUCCCCUCUUGCUGAUUUCAGCCGCUUCCCGCCUACCCGUGGAUGGUCUGUCUUAAAUGACAAAUUCAAUUUUUAACUCAACUUCUGUUGCCGAAUGGAAGCCGAGCAACUUCCUGGCCGAUAGGGCUUAACAGAUCCGAGGGAGUACGAACUAAGCAGAGCUGCGGAAGGCACCAUCCUAGUGAACCACAUCUGCGUCCUCUUCGAAGUCUCCAUAUCCUGUGGGUGAUGCAGUGCUCGGGACUGCAAGUGAUAGUCCAAAUGUGGCUUCCUAACUUAUACUUGACACCCCUACUGAGGCAGAUUUCCAGCAUCUGCAGUUCUGAGCUCUUUUGGAUCCUCCCUCCUGCAAUCUGACAAAAGACCUACAGGCAGACGACUACAUGGCGUACACUGUAACCUCGGCCCCUGUUCCGCUCGCCAGCUCAGUCGAGUACUGUGUCUGUAAAGUGGAGCUAUCUGUGUCCGGCCAGAAUCUCCUGGACAGAGACGUCACAUCUAAAUCGGACCCUUUCUGUGUGGUGUUCAUGGAAAUCAGUGGAAAAUGGUCAGAGAUUGGGAGAACAGAAACUGCUGUAAACAAUCUAAACCCAGUAUUUGCCAAGAAGUUUGUAGUGGACUAUCAUUUUGAAGAAGUGCAGAAACUGAAGUUUGCCUUAUUUGACCAAGAUAAAUCCAGUAAACAGCUUUAUGAGCAUGACUUUCUCGGAGAAUUUUCAUGUACUCUCGGAGUGAUUGUAUCAAGCAAGAAGAUGACACGACCACUUCUCCUAACCAAUGGGAAACCUGCUGGGAAAGGAACAAUAAUGAUUAGUGCCCAAGAAAUCUCAGAUAAUAGAGUAAUCACCCUUAGCAUGGCUGGCAAAAAUCUGGACAAAAAGGAUCUCUUUGGGAAAUCUGACCCUUAUUUAGAAUUCUACAAACAAGAAGAAGAUGGGAAAUGGAUGCUAGUUCAUAGAACAGAGGUUAUAAAGAAUACCCUCGACCCUGUCUGGAAGCCUUUCAGCAUGCCGCUUGUGUCCUUGUGUGACGGUCAUGUGGACAAAAACAUAAAGAUUCUCUGCUACGAUUAUGAUAAUGACGGAGGACAUGACUUUAUCGGGGAGUGUGAGACCACGGUGACCAAGAUGUCUGAAGCAGGUGACUCGGGAGAGGUAGAAUUAGAAUGCAUUAAUUCAAAGAAACAAAAGAAGAAGAAGACUUACAAGAAUUCAGGAAUAAUUGUUAUUAAAUCGUGCAAGAUCAUCAGGAAUUAUUCCUUCCUGGAUUAUAUCCUUGGCGGUUGCCAACUGAUGUUCACUGUUGGGAUUGACUUCACAGCGUCCAAUGGAAACCCUCGAGACGCCAGCUCUCUGCAUUACAUUAACUCCAUGGAAUCAAAUGAAUACCUUGCUGCUAUCUGGGCAGUGGGACAGAUCAUCCAGGAUUAUGACUCAGACAAGAUGUUUCCAGCCUUAGGUUUUGGUGCACAGCUACCUCCUGACUGGAAGGUGUCCCAUGAAUUUGCCAUUAACUUCAAUCCUACGAAUCCUUUCUGUUCAGGUGUAGAAGGGAUCGUCCAGGCAUAUACGGCCUGUCUGCCGCACGUUCGAUUUUAUGGACCCACCAACUUCGCGCCGAUAGUAAACCACGUGGCAAGGUUUGCCAGCCAAGCCAUCCAGCAGGAAGCUGCAGCGCAAUACUUCAUCCUCCUGAUUAUAACAGACGGUGUUAUCAGUGACAUGGAUGAGACUAGACAUGCUAUUGUGCAGGCAGCUAAGCUUCCCAUGUCCAUCAUCAUCAUAGGGGUUGGAAAUGCUGACUUUGCUGCAAUGGAGUUCCUGGAUGGAGACAAUAGUGUUUUACGAUCAUACACUGGGGAAGAAGCCACGCGGGAUAUUGUACAAUUUGUACCAUUCCGGGAAUUUCGAAAGGCUCCUAAAGAAACGUUGGCCAAAUCUGUCCUAGCAGAACUACCCCAGCAAGUUGUUCAGUACUUCAAGCAAAGAAACCUUCCACCGGUUAAUCCUGAUUCAGCCUAACACCAAACCUGAUUUCCUUCAAACUUGCAUGACUCCUGACCAGCCCAGCUGAAAAUGUUUACAAAAUCUCUGCAUGUUUUGCAGCAAAUAGCACAUUUGUAACAUUUUGUUUCCAUUGCUUUUAAAAAAUAUUUCAACGACUCAAUUUGUUUGUAAGAACAAUCUGGUGCUUUGUAAAAGCAUGACGAUUAACACUAAGUAAAAGUGGUCAACUCUUUUCCUUGUCACCACUGUUAAAAGUAUUGAAUGUAUCUUUGUAUUUUUGGGUGUUACAUAUCUGAUUUUCUUUCAAUUGUUAAACAAAACACUGAAAAUAAUAUUACCAACUUGCAAAAAGGAUAAGGGAUAAAUUCUCUCAUUUUGUGUAUACAUUGUCCGUAUGAUUAAAUAAACUGUACUUUUGUCAAGAUA
This is a messenger RNA of Hypanus sabinus (Atlantic stingray), 2962 nucleotides long. RefSeq names its product copine II (gene cpne2). Gene Ontology annotation, cellular component: plasma membrane. Lineage: Eukaryota; Metazoa; Chordata; Chondrichthyes; Myliobatiformes; Dasyatidae. Gene Ontology annotation, biological process: cellular response to calcium ion. The record is from RefSeq and is a predicted model, not a curated record. Gene Ontology annotation, molecular function: calcium-dependent phospholipid binding. The transcript has 18 exons. The coding region runs from base 914 to 2551 and encodes 545 amino acids.